AUGAGCCCUACAGGUGGUGCUACAAUUCCCCUUCCAGCAACCCAUGAGUCUAAACAACCUCCUUCACUUGUAACGUCUAUUGGCAUUGGGAUGCAUUCAAAAUCCUCGAGCGUGGGAAGUGAGUUAGGAAACUCCUUGGGUUCUGAGAAAUUGAAGCUUGGCGAAGUUGUUCCUCAACUAGUAAGGCCCUCAAAGAGAUCUCCGUCUCAUUCCAAUGAUAUUCUUUUUGAGAGGGAUAGAUUUAGAGCUAGGUUUCAUAAUAUGAAUCCCAAGGAUAAAGGUGAGUGCCAGUCGUUUGUGAAUGAAACAUGCGAGGUGUGUGAUAGUAUUGGAUUUAAAACAACAAAGCUAAAUAUAGAUGCAAAGCAGCAGCAAAGCACGACUUGUCCUUUGGAGCCAUCUUCUUCAUUUUUCAGGGAGCUUGGGAAGGAAAAUUUGGCAAACGCUAAAAUUGAAGCUGAGAUCAAAUCAAUCACGUCGAGACAAAUCAACGAGGUCUUCAAAUGGUAUUUUAAUAAUCCGCUACCUGAGACAUCUGUGAUUUUUCCUUGGUUACAUGGAUUGAAUAAAAGAAACCACGCUCAAAGAAGAUUUUUCAUCUUUCAACAGCAUCAGCAAGAGCAACAACAACAUAAGCCCUACUCAGCACUCCUGAAAUUCGACUCGAAACCGAAGAAUGCUAGGUUUUUGAUGUGCAUUCGUACAUCUGAGUCAGCGAAGCUUUUAAAGAACACUAUAGAUAUAUCUGAAGUCUUAAGCCCUAUCGAUAUAUCAAAUUCAGAAUUAAGAGAUAUGGUUGAAGAAAUCGUCAUAUCAAUAUUCGAAGACGCCGAUGAUGAAUUAAUAGACUUAUUGGUAAAAGAUUGCAACAAAGUUAGGUGCUUACCUAUGUUUCUCAAUUUGGAUCCUGAUCAUGGAAUUUCUUUAAGGAAUUUCCACAUUCAAGUUGCUAAAAUUGCAACUUUAUCUGACUUUAUAAUAUACGGGGAAGGUGACUCUAGCGUUUCUCGCUUGAUCUGGAUAGCCCAAAGAAACGAAGCACGACUGGAUAAUCAAAAGUGUGCAUAUAAUGUAUUUGUCUUGAAGGAUGUAGAUGAUAUUGAAGAUACUUAUUUCACUGCAAGGUCAGAAUAUGUAUCAAAAGAUGCCAGAAGGACUCAGUUAUCACUUGGAUCAUUUGAUUCUAAAAAUAUGUCGAUUUGGGAUACUGAUUAUCAAAUUAAAGAGAAGAUUGAAACAUCUAAGAUGUCAACAGCAACAGAAUUGGAUUGCAAUGUUUGGGUAGGCAAUAUUUGGAAUUAUCAAGUAACGAUGUUAUCUCCCUCGGAAACUGACUUCCAUUAUGACGGACUAAAAAAAGGUGACUUAUACUGCGACUCGAAUAAUUCAAUAGUUGUUCAAGAAGAGGAUGUUUCAAAUGAUAUCAUGAGUUAUCUUCCGCCUCCAUCGGCAAAUUGGAGGCUAUUCGUAUAUUGUCAUAACGAAGCUGACUUCCCGCAGUUAUCAGAUUUGCUCACAUUGUUAAGGAAAGUUGAUGGAGGAAAUUCUAUGAACUCACUUUUAGAGUAUACGACAUUGGAAUUUCCUCCAACUGGUUCCAUAGGCUUAGGGGACUGCAAGAAAGAAAAUCUAAUGUCUAUUGUUAAUACGUGCAAGUUAAUUUAUGCGUAUUCGAAGAAGGCGACGACUAAAGAGCACCCUCUCAGUGCUUUGAUCUAUUGUUCUGAUGGAUAUACCGAGCUGUCUUUAUUGGUUCUUUGCUACAUCAUGUACUGUAGCAAUAUCGCAUUAGAUGAAGCAAUUUUGAAGCUUCAUCUUGAAUACGGAAGACCUUUUUACAUGUUCAACACUGAUGUCGUAAUUUUAAAGAAAUUGGAGCUUAUAUUAAGGAAGUGUUCUCCACUAGCACUAGCUGCAAACAUUAAUUGGUCUGAAUUAGAACAACUUUCUAAUAAUGAAAUCAAUGAUUUGCUUCUUAGUCCCGUCUCUGUUCUAAGACCUCGAUCGGUCAGUAAUAGCUUAACAACAGGCUAUCUUAAUUGUGAUUCUGAUAGUUCUGAUGCAAGCGAUAUUGACGAAAGCUUGGGCCCAGAGAUUAAAGAUGCAUGGGUCCAUGAGGUUGAGGGUACUUUGCCGUCCCGAAUGUUGAAGUACUUAUAUUUAGGGUCACUAAAACAUGCUAAUAGUUUGUCCUUAUUAACUAAAUUGGAAAUUAAGGAAAUCAUUUCAGUUGGGGAAAGACUAGAUUGGAUAAAUGGUUAUAAAUUUAAAGCUAACUACAUAGUCCAAGUGGAAACCAUUGAUAACGGCAAUAUUGAAAUACUUACAAUUAUUCCAAAAAAUGAUCUAGCGAGCCAAAGAUGCUCUGUCCGAACUGUGGUGAAAAUAAAUAAUUUGCAGGAUGAUGGGAUAGAUGAACUCUCUAUGGCAUUACCUUCAAUACUACGCUACAUCGACGAGUUUUACAAAAAGUCCAACGGCAACACUAAAAUAUUAGUUCAUUGUCGUGUUGGUGUCUCAAGAUCUGCUACUGUUGUGAUUGCAGAAGUUAUGAGAAGAUUAAAAAUUUCUUUGGCUAGAGCUUACUUGUAUGUUAGAGUGAGACGGCUCAGUAUCAUAAUACAACCAAACUUAAGAUUUAUGUACGAACUAUUCAAGUGGGAAGAAAAUCAAAAACUUUUAGGAGCUUUUGAUGGCCCUCUUCUACGAGAAGUUGACUGGUUCAUCAUGUGUCGGGAAAUAAUGAGACUUAAUAACCCAUAUUUAUCGACCUGA
Priceomyces carsonii is the source of this 2775-nucleotide messenger RNA. RefSeq names its product tyrosine/serine/threonine protein phosphatase. Bases 1 to 2775 code for a protein of 924 amino acids. The record is from RefSeq and is a predicted model, not a curated record. Gene Ontology annotation, molecular function: protein tyrosine/serine/threonine phosphatase activity. Lineage: Eukaryota; Fungi; Ascomycota; Pichiomycetes; Serinales; Debaryomycetaceae. The transcript has a single exon. Gene Ontology annotation, biological process: protein dephosphorylation; nuclear DNA replication.